AUGGCGCCCAUUGCACUCAAUGAGACCAAUGGCCACGCUAAUAGUACUCAGGCCAAGCCCUCGACCGAGCAAUUGAAGACAUCAAAGUACCACGCGUCUUCAUCAGAGGAGGCAAUCAAUGCUGAGCACGCUUAUGCCGCCCACAACUACCAUCCCCUACCCAUAGUCUUUGCCAAGGCUCAGGGCACAAAGGUAUGGGAUCCAGAGGGACGAGAGUAUCUCGACUUCCUGUCUGCCUACUCUGCAGUCAAUCAGGGCCACUGUCACCCAAAAUUGGUCAAGGCGUUGGUUGACCAGGCAUCAACUCUCACCCUCAGCUCAAGAGCAUUCUACAAUGAUGUCUUCCCUCGCUUUGCCGAGUUUGUUACUAAGUUUUUCAACUUCGACAUGGUGCUGCCAAUGAACACUGGCGCCGAAGCUGUUGAGACUGCAAUCAAGAUUGCCCGAAAAUGGGGCUACAAGACCAAGGGCAUUCCUAGGGAUGAAGCGAUCGUUUUGUGCGUUGCGGAGAACUUUCACGGCCGAACAUUCUCUGCGAUCUCGAUGUCAACAGAUCCCGAAUCUAGAGACAACUAUGGGCCGCACCUCCCAUCGGUUGGCUCCAUAUGCCCAAAGACCGGCAAGACGAUUCCAUUCGAUGAUAUUGAAGCAGUCCGAACAGCCUUCGAGUCUCACGGGCAUCUGAUCGCGGGAUUCAUUGUUGAGCCAAUCCAGGGCGAAGCUGGUAUCGUGGUUCCCUCUGACAACUACCUGAAAGAGAUCCGGGCUCUUUGUGACAAGCACAAUGUGCUCUUGAUCUGUGAUGAGAUUCAGACAGGUAUCGCACGGACUGGCAAGCUUCUAUGUCACGAAUGGUCUGGCAUCAAACCCGAUGUUGUCCUCCUCGGAAAAGCCAUUUCUGGAGGCAUGUAUCCCGUGUCCGCUGUGCUCGGCCGCAAGGAUGUGAUGCUGACGGUCGAACCUGGCACGCAUGGCUCGACGUACGGCGGCAACCCUCUGGGUUGUGCCGUGGCAAUUCGGGCUCUCGAGGUCGUGCAAGAGGAAAACCUCGUGCAACGGGCAGAGGACCUGGGCAACAUGUUCCGUCAAGGACUGAAGGACCUCAACUCACCAAUGAUUCAGAUUAUUCGCGGCAAGGGUCUGCUGAAUGCUAUUGUCAUUGACGAGACCAAGACAAACGGGCACAGUGCUUGGGACCUGUGCAUGUUGUUGAAGGCAAAGGGCCUAUUGGCCAAACCCACACAUCAGAACAUUAUCCGACUUGCUCCUCCUCUGGUCAUCACCGAAGAGGAAGUCAAGAAAGCAUUGAGCAUCAUCGACGAAGCUGUCAAGGAGCUGCCUGGCUUGAAAGGUCAGAAGGAGGAUGAGGUGAUUCCAGAUGCGGAGAAGCACGUCAAAAUCACGGUCGACAACUAA
This is a messenger RNA of Cyphellophora europaea CBS 101466, 1416 nucleotides long. Its product is annotated as ornithine aminotransferase. The transcript has 3 exons. Gene Ontology annotation, molecular function: pyridoxal phosphate binding; L-ornithine transaminase activity; identical protein binding. Gene Ontology annotation, cellular component: cytoplasm. Lineage: Eukaryota; Fungi; Ascomycota; Eurotiomycetes; Chaetothyriales; Cyphellophoraceae. Bases 1 to 1416 code for a protein of 471 amino acids. The record is from RefSeq and is a predicted model, not a curated record.